AAAACAUCCGUAGAUGAUGGGGACACGUGUGGACGCAGUAGAGAAGUCGGGUCUCUAAGUCCACGUCAGCACUCCGGCCGGCUCUACCCAACCCGAACACCACGGUUAAUUAACAAAAGAAAAAAAAAAACAAAUCACUUGUCAUUCUCCAAAGAAUAUAUAUAAAUAUAUAAUCUUCUUCUCGCGAAACCCUAAUCUUUCGAUUUCCGCUGCGUUCUUUCCGAAUCUCCGUCGGAUCUCAAAUUUGUAUUCUCAGCUGCUGAAAUCUCCGGGGAAUGCAGAGAACGUUUUGCUGCGAGGUGGAGAACGGCUGGAAGGAAUCCCUCUCUCAAGGGAUUGUUAUCGUUGGCCCUAAAGCAAGAACCAGGGACAAACCUUGGGAUCAUCAUCUCUAAUCCUUUCUUGUUUUUUUUCAAAGACGCGACAUGGCUCGGAUCUUGGUUCAACGUGGUAGUUCUUCCAACGCAAGCCGCUCUGCUAGUACUUCCUCGUCUGGCUCAUCUUCUUCUUCCUCGUCUGGAUCAUCUUCUUCUUCCUCUGGCUCAGGAACUGAGUCACAGGUAAGCAGUGAUGUUCAGGCUCCACCAGUGACUAUUUACGAAGAAACUACCGAUGAAAAACAAGAUGAGGUUUCCGUAGUUGAAGAACAAGCAGAAUGUUCUGAUGCUAAGGAUGUAUCACUUUCUGAUGCUAAGGAUGUAUCACUGCCCAGUGAUGAACCUUUGGUUAGAGAAGAUGAUGAGGCUUUGAUUAUUUCGGAGAAUGUUGUUGUUGAUUGUGAAGGUGUAGACUCUGAUUCUCCAGUUAGUGGUGGCGAUGACCCUGAUUCACCACCCUUACCUGUUCCCCCACCAAAGCCCUCUUCCAAUGUUACAACUGGUAAUAGGAGAUCGGUCUUGGGAAGUUUUGGCGAUUUACGAAUUGGAGCAACAAGAAGAGUGGCCGUCCCUCGCUCUCUUGUGUCCACUAGGGGUUCGCCAACUGGAUCACAUCCUUCUUCGCCAAGAUCACAGAGUGAGAACGAAGGCUAUAAUAGUUCCGAUGAGCAUAUGCCAUGCUUUGUGCCGUCUCAUGCAGGCUCUGGCUCUGGCUCGGAACGUGAACAUCAGUUUGAAACCGAGAUUAGACAAUCGAAAGGCUUUGAAAUAAGGCGUAUGUUGGAAGAUGGAAAUUGUCUCUUUCGGGCUGUUGCAGAUCAAGUAUAUGGGGACUCCGAGUCAUACGACUUGACUAGACAAAUGUGCAUGGAUUACAUGGAACACGAGAGGGAUCACUUCUCUCAGUUCAUAACUGAAGGCUUCACCUCUUACUUGAAGAGGAAAAGAAGAGACAAGGUCUAUGGAAACAACGUGGAGAUCCAAGCUUUGGCAGAAAUGUAUAAUAGGCCCAUCCACAUUUACUCAUAUAGCACAGAGCCUAUUAACAUAUUUCAAGGGAGCUACAACACCGACACACCUCCUAUAAGGCUGAGUUACCACCACGGGAAUCAUUACAAUUCGUUGGUUGAUCCACACCGGUUGACAGUUGGUGCUGGACUUGGAUUUAGUAGCCUGACUGGGAGACAUGUGGACGGGGAGCAAGUGAAAGCUGCUAUAAAGGCUCAGCAAGAACAUCAGAUUGAUAAUGCGCUCAUAGCAGAAGGGAGAUAUUACUCUGACCUUGAGCUUACCGAGAAGGAAAUAGAACGAUCUGUAAUGGAAGCUUCUCGUGCUGAGUAUCUUAUGGAACGGUCUAAGCCACGAAUUGGUCCCAAGGAAUCAUCCACCUCUAAUGCUGAGACGUCCUCUUCUGGAGCUAGAACUUCGGCAGUAAAAGAGAAGACGGUGCUGAGCAGCAGCAUUGAGAUGGUUUUGUCGAUGGGGUUUAGCUACACGCAGGCCAUGGAAGCUUAUAGCAUAUUUGGGGAUGACGUUGACUCUAUGGUCUGCUAUGUACUGGAGACGAGCUGUGGCAGCAACAACCGACGCAAAGGCAAAGCCACGGAAUAGAGAAUGUAACAUAAGUUGUUCUGUAUCGAUAUAUAGAACUACCAAUGUUUGGGCGAUUAGUACACCCUUAAUCAUAAUAAUGAAUAAACUUCUGCAUCUUGGCAUGUAUUUAUUUGCAUGUUUGUGGCCUAUGUACUCUUUUAUUCUAUUAGUUGAAUAAGAGGAAGAAAACGUUCUGGAAAGAUCUGGGUAAUGGAGGGAGGAUUAA
This is a messenger RNA of Eruca vesicaria subsp. sativa (arugula), 2196 nucleotides long. The record is from the annotation of a GenBank genome assembly. NCBI's taxonomy places the organism in Eukaryota, Viridiplantae, Streptophyta, Magnoliopsida, Brassicales, Brassicaceae.